Molecule: messenger RNA, 4129 nt
Organism: Cydia pomonella (codling moth)
Lineage: Eukaryota; Metazoa; Arthropoda; Insecta; Lepidoptera; Tortricidae
Product: zinc finger CCCH-type with G patch domain-containing protein
Exons: 11
Coding region: 2367-4004 (545 amino acids)
Biological process (GO): negative regulation of DNA-templated transcription; regulation of transcription by RNA polymerase II
Cellular component (GO): nucleus
Molecular function (GO): metal ion binding; DNA-binding transcription factor activity, RNA polymerase II-specific; RNA polymerase II cis-regulatory region sequence-specific DNA binding
Source: RefSeq, a predicted model, not a curated record
UAACGUCACCGUGGCUGUUCUAUCUACUCAUGUACAGUAGUUUGCAUUGCAUCAUUUGAGAAAUGAUGAAUGUGGGUUGAGAAUGAGUGGGUUACUCAGAUGUCUUCUUUAGAUGACCUGGUAUUGCUAGCAUCAUCGGGUGAAGAGUUGCAGGAGAUGGUAACUAGAAUGAAUGGGUCUUUUGAAAGGAAAGGAAUGAAAUAAAUGUAAGCAAGACGAAAGUAAUGGUAUUUGGAAAGGGGGGAAAUAUGACAAACUGUGAAAUUUUUUAUUGGUCAAGAAUGAGUGGAACAAGUGAAAUAGCUUGUGUACAGUCAGCGUCAAAUACUUUGUAGCAACCAAAGUAGCCAAAUACACCAUAUAUUUAGUACACCACACCAUACACCACCAUAUAUUUAGUAUGGUGUACCGAACUAUUUGGCCACUUUGACUGCUACAAAGUAUUUGACGCUGACUGUACCUGAGAACUUUGUUCACUAGAGACGGUAAGCAUGAUAAAGACAUUUGAAUGGGAGUAAAUGCUGGGAAUUAAUCGUGUCGUGUGGAUGGGGCACUUAACGCUUUUAUGAGCAGCCAGAAGGUGUCACAAAAAUCACGGUUGUCUGUGCUUAGAGGGGUGUUGGUGCCCGCACUUAUGUAUGGUAGCGAAAGUUAGGUAUAGCAGAAAAGGCAUAAGAGCCACGUGGAUGCAGUGGAAACGAAAGCGUUGAGAAGUGUGUAUGGUGUGAGAUUACAAGAUAGAACAGUGUGAUAAAGGAAAAGUGCUGACUGAACGAAGAUGUAGGUAGUGACAAGAAUUGAAAAAGGUAUGUUGAGAUACCAUCAAACCAUUCGACACGUAGAAAGAAUGAGUGAAAGAAGGCUAAUAAAGAGAGUGUAUAAUAGAAAAGUAGAAGACGGAGCCGGAAGGGGUAGACCUCGGUAGACUUUCUCUGAUCAAAUCGGGGAAAUCUUGAAGAAAGGCCAGGUCUAGACACCCUAAACAGUAGCAAGUGGAAAUCCGUGGUCUCUGUCCACCCCUCCGGGAAAUAGGCGUGAUUGUAUGUGUCUAUGUAUAUUGAAUUUUUAUUUGCUUUUUUUUGGCAAGUUUUGAUGCCUGAUGGUUGGCUAUUAUAAUAUUGGAAUAUUAAAGGGGAAAAGUUGGCUGACUACUGGGUAGAUUAUUCGUCACCUGAAGGUGCAUGGUUAAAUUCGUCGGGCAGGUGCGUUUACGUUUGUAGUAACCCUACUGAAACCGUUCCUCAUUCACCUUAAAAAAUACCCGGCAAAACACACAGAAACUGUAACUAUAGCGGAUGAAAUAGAUUUUUGCGAUUAAUAAAAAAUAUUCGAAUAUUCGAAAACUGAGCGGCCGAAUAUUCGAAUAUGAAAACAGGUCGAAUAUGCGAAAAUUCGAAUUGCAAGCCCUCACGUCACGUGUUUUCUUGAGCAUACAUUACGCCUCGCGCCAAAAAUCUGACGUCUCCUGUGCUGCCUCCUAGAAGUCCUACAGUUCAUGCACGCAUGGGACCGUGCGAAGUGCAUGGUGGGGGUAAGCAAAGCGAUCCCAGCGCAUAAGGUGGUAAAAAUUUGAACUAACUGCGGAUAGCGUAUUAAACAUUUCGUACAAUUAUAUGGCUCGAAAUGAAACUUUGAUUUACGAUUACUCCUGAAAUAUUCAUUUAAAUUGUAUGGUGUAAGGGACCAUUGUAAUCUGUAUGAAAUGCUUAAUAUAACUAACGUAUUUAUUUUGAUAAUUGUUAAUAAUGUAUCCAUGCAAAUAGCUUUGCAAAUGCCACAUUUACGUGAUCUUUUUCUAGAAGUUAAGAAUGGAUAUAGUAAGUUAUCCUUAAAAGAUAGACAUUUAACAUCGCGGACUUUUUUGUAGACCUAUGAAUGAGAAACAAUCCCACCAUACAUUGUGUUGUUAUAGCUCAAACGGAUUAGGCAGCGUUUUCGAUUAAAGCUCCUAGCCAGCGUGAUUUUUACCGAAAACAUCGUUAUAUUUCAAACAAUUUACACAAAACCUUAACAAGUUAUAUACUUAAGCCUUCCUCAAGAAUCACUCUAUUGAUAAAUGAAAGUCGUAUGAAAAUCCGUUCAGUAGUUUUUAGUUUUGGACUAGUUUUAUAAGAUGUAGUGAAUUGACGUUUUCCCCUAGACUUGCGGACACUAGGUUGCGUGACAGUCGUGCACGCUCCCACUGUGGACAUGUCGAAAUGCCAAAUUUGUUUUUACAAUGACAGUUACCAACCAUUGUGAUUGGAUACUCAUACGUCGAGUAUAUAAAUUUAUAUUAUUUUGUGAAUUCCAUAUAUCUGGUUUGUGCAGUAAAAUAAUUUGAAUAUUUAAAAUCCUGUCCGAAACUGAUCCUUCCACAUAAAACCAUGGAGGAAUUAAAAGGUUCUCUUACUCAAUACAAUGAGCAAUUAAGUAUGGUAAAUACAGCUUUAUUAGAAGCAACUGAUAGUGAGAAAGAAUCACUACUGGCUCUGCAGUCUGACUUGCAUCAAUUAAUACAGCUUACCCAGGAAAGCUUGGAUGCCAUCAUUGCCAAGGAAACCAGCAUCUCAACACUGCCUGUACAGCAGAACGAAAAACAUGAUCUGGAUGAUGAAUAUUCUCUAUUUAUGAAAGAAAUGGCAGCAAGUGGUGCUUAUGAAGAAGAUAUUUCACAAGAAAAACCUGGCAGCUCUAAGGAUGCUGUUACAUCAAAAGAAAGUGAUGAUGAAAGUGACAUUGAGGAUGAAUUAGCGACUUUACUUGGGAUGAAGUGUGCAGUGUACCACACACACAAAUGGGGCGGGCAACCCAGCCUUCACAAUGCAAUGGUUAGCUCAGUGGUGCCAAAACAAGACCAAGACCAGUUCAAUGAUCUCCAGGUGCGCGUGUUGUUCACGCAUCCCACUCAUGCUGAGAUGCUGCCGUGCCCGUUCUUUUUAGACGGUGAAUGCCGAUUCGAUGAUGAACAAUGUAGAUAUUCUCAUGGAUCCAUUGUACACUUAUCAAAUUUGAAAGAGGCAAUCGAGCCUGAUUUUAAUGGCAUAAAAGUUGGCAGCAGGGUCCUUUUAAAGUUAAAGCCACCGGAUGGUGAGGACACGAAUUUAACAAAGAAGUCGAGUGAGAAGUACCACUUAUGGCACAGAGCUGUUGUGAAAAGCGUCGACGAAGAGAAUAGGACAUGUAUGGUGAAGCUCGAGAGUGGUGUCAAAACAGGAGAAAAGAGGAAGUGUGGCGACGAGUGUUUAGUGAAUUUCGAAGAGAUCUUCCCUUUGACUGUGGAUAAUUCAGACUCAGACUCUGACGAAAGCUUGAGCGACACGGAGUACCCCGAGAGCAAGGCGCCGCGGCCGGACGACGGCACUAGAGCGCUCUUGGUGGAAAAGAGCCUAGAAAACAACGCUCCUGCUAUGGGCGAAUGGGAACGACAUACCAGAGGCAUAGGCUCGAAGCUGAUGCUGGCGAUGGGCUAUGUGCCGGGCGCGGGGCUGGGCGCGGCGGGCGAGGGCCGCGUGCGGCCCGUGGAGGCGCGCGCCGUGCCGCGCGGCCGCAGCCUCGAUCAUUGCAUGGCGCUCUCCGAGAAACUCGCUGCUCAGGAUCCUCUUAAGGUAGAGCAAAGACUAAAAAGAUUGCAAAAAAAAGAAGAGGAACGCAACAAAAGAGCCUACGAACGAGAACAGGAAAAAGAAAGAAGAAACGUAUUUAAUUUCAUCAACAAAACUCUUGGUGACCAAUCGAAACAAGGCGAAACAGCACCGCCUCCAAUCGACAUUAAGCAAUCAUCAAGCAAAGACUUAAGUAUAGAACAAUUUAAAAUAACUGAAGACACUAAGAAGAUUGAAAAGGAAAUAAGCAAGUUGAACAGUUCUCUGUGCAGACAUUCGGCGGGAUCCGAAGGCUACAAACGAAUUAACUCACAGAUUGUUGAAAAGAAUGCAGAACUGAACAUUUUGAAGAAAAAAGAGCAUCUAAUAGCUAAGGAACAAAACCAUCGAAAAGAUAAACGGAAAAUGACAGUUUUUUAACAUUGUGACAAUGUUUUUUAUUUUGUGUUGUGAAUAGUUAAUGUGAUUGCUGGAAUAUAAAUUGUGUUAUGAUUAUUAAAUAAGUACUACAAAUCGUAUGCUAGAAUAAAAUUAUUUGAUAUUUA